Messenger RNA from Ricinus communis (castor bean), 1883 nucleotides. RefSeq lists its product as uncharacterized. Lineage: Eukaryota; Viridiplantae; Streptophyta; Magnoliopsida; Malpighiales; Euphorbiaceae. The record is from RefSeq and is a predicted model, not a curated record. The transcript has 5 exons. The coding region runs from base 264 to 1667 and encodes 467 amino acids.
ACGGGCUCUAGGUAUGGUUUUAGCUACAGUUGAUGGUUUCCACUUGCCUUUUGUUUUCUCUUUCAUGUAAGUAGGCAGAAGAACGAAUAGUUCAGCUCUGUUAUGCAUGUACUUAUGUGGAUACUUCAAAGUUUUAUGCUGUUAACCUGUUAGUGGUCUGUGGGAAAUCUACUUCUACUACUACUAUUGGUUUUCACCUUGAUCCUGGUUGAACUUUGGAUUUUGUUAUAUGCUUAUCUAGAAAUUGCUGAUAUGUAGGCAAUAUGGCUCAUUCUUCUCAAGGCUGGUUGCUUUCAUUACCAAUACUGCUACUUUCGUUUACCCUACCUUCUUCACUGUGUCAUCUUGAAAAUGGAAGUAAGAUCAAAACUGCUACUUUCCUGUCCCCUAAUUUUGUAUUAGGACCAGGGUCGGUAGAGAAUAGGUGGUACUACAAUAUUGAUUUUCCAAGAGGUCAUAUUUUUAUCAAAAGUUUUAAUGCUGAAAUAAUUGAUGAGGCUGGGAAUCCAAUACCACUCUAUGAAACUUACAUUCACCACUGGGUUGUUUCGAGAUACUAUCAGAGAACGAAUGCUUCAGUUGCUGAGAACAGCCGCCGACCAGAUCGUAUUCCUGCAGGAAACAGUGGAAUUUGCCAAGCUCAUGUUCUGGGACAGUAUUUUGGUCUUGGAUCAGAAACAAGAAAAACAGAUACACAUGUGCCGGAUCCUUACGGGAUAGAAAUUGGGAAUCCUGCCGAAAUUCCUCAAGGGUAUGAGGAGAGAUGGGUGCUUAAUAUCCACGCCAUCGAUACAAGGGGUGUUCAAGAUAGGUUGGGAUGCACUGAAUGCAAGUGUGAUCUAUACAAUGUGACAGUUGAUGAAUAUGGUGAUCCUUUGAGGCCUGAAUACAAAGGUGGUUUGCUGUGUUGCUAUGACCGUACACAGUGCAAGGUUAAACAGGGUUUUCAGGGUGCCAGGAGAAGCCUAUACCUGAGAUACACUGUGAAGUGGGUUGAUUGGGAUAGUACCAUUAUCCCUGUUAAAAUCUUUAUAUUUGAUGUUACUGAUACUGGGAAAAGGCUUAAUGGUUCAUCAGGAAUUUCUCCACAGAAUGGCUGCCAGAUUGAGUAUGAAGUCAAGUCUUGCAAUGCCGCUGGUGUAGCUGUUGACGGGUGCACGGAUGUCAAAAGGACAAGCCUCACCAUGCCAACUGGUGGUUAUGUCAUCUAUGGCGUUGCCCAUCAGCAUACUGGAGGCACUAGUUCCACUCUCUAUGGACAGGAUGGACGUGUUAUAUGCACUUCACUUCCCAUUUAUGGAGAAGGAAAAGAAGCAGGAAAUGAAGCUGGUUAUAUAGUAGGAAUGUCCACCUGUUAUCCUAAACCAGGUUCUGUCAAGAUUGCAGAUGGGGAGAAUUUAACUUUGGAAUCAAAUUAUAGCAGUACACAAACGCACACUGGAGUUAUGGGGCUCUUCUACAUACUGGUUGCAGAUCAAACACCAAAUCCCGUGACGCCUUUGCAAACUAAUCAUGCUCAUAUGCAGGAAUACAAGAAAUCACCGAUUCAUUAUUCCUGGGGAGUAGCAGCUGUAGCGUUGUUGGGACUAGCCUUAACCGUAGCUAUAACCAAACGAUCUCAGCUAAGAAAGAGGAUAGAGAAUGGAUACGAAUCAAUUCUGCCAUGAAAAUUCAGUUUCCAUGAAGUCUCUGCGCAAUGAAUGUCUGUCUUAGUUCUUGGUUUUACUUGGCUCUGAUUACUGUCAUAUACCAUAUUUGUUUGCACAAAAAUGCAUUUAGACUUCUUGUUUCUUUCUUUGUGUAAAAUAAACUCUAGAGUGAUAUCCAAAUGAGUUUUGUAGGUGCUUGGAUUAAUUUACAUGUUUCUAUUGAGUUUAUGUUCA